Molecule: messenger RNA, 1652 nt
Organism: Lotus japonicus
Lineage: Eukaryota; Viridiplantae; Streptophyta; Magnoliopsida; Fabales; Fabaceae
Product: alcohol dehydrogenase 1-like
Exons: 10
Coding region: 184-1416 (410 amino acids)
Biological process (GO): formaldehyde catabolic process
Cellular component (GO): cytosol
Molecular function (GO): zinc ion binding; S-(hydroxymethyl)glutathione dehydrogenase [NAD(P)+] activity
Source: RefSeq, a predicted model, not a curated record
UGCCAAAACUAGUUGCAAUUAAUCUUUGAGUAUCAUAACAUAAACUUCCUCUUUUAUGCUCUCCUCCUCUUGAGUCGUGUUUGCUUAUAAAUAAACGUAAAGGGAAGAAGGAAAAGAAACCAGUCCCAUACAUAGUCUUGGGAAGAAGGAAAAGAAACCAGAUUUAUCAUUUUUGCAAGUAAAAUGUAUAGUCUUGGGAAGCUACGUGGUGCUUUUCAGUACCUGCAUUUACAAAAUAAUGCACUGCUUCAAUCUUUUGUCUUAACCAGCAACAUGUCUUCCACUGCUGGCAAGGCAAUUACUUGCAAAGCUGCAGUUGCAUGGGAAGCAGGGAAGCCAUUGAAGAUUGAGAAUGUGGAGGUUGCUCCGCCACAGGAGAAAGAAGUUCGGAUCAAAGUCAAAUAUUCCUCACUUUGUCACACUGAUCUUCAUUUUUGGGAAGCCAAGGGUAUGCCGCCAAUGUUUCCACGCAUAUUUGGCCAUGAAGCAUCAGGUGUUGUGGAGAGUGUAGGUCAUGGUGUAUCAGACCUGAAGCCAGGGGAUCAUGUGCUUCCAGUGUUCAUGGGAGAGUGUGGGGAAUGCCCACAUUGCAAGUCAGAGGAUAGCAACAUGUGUGAUUUGCUGAGAAUAGAUCCAGUACGAGAAGUCAUGAUCAGUGAUGGCAAGUCCAGGUUCUCCAUUAACGGCAAGCCCGUAAGCCACUUUGUUGGCACAUCUACUUUUAGCCAGUACACGGUUGCUCAUUCUGGCUGUGUUGUAAAGAUCGAUCCCACUGCUCCUCUUGACAAAGUUUGCAUCCUCAGUUGUGGCAUCUCAACAGGAUUAGGAGCAGUUCUGAAUGUUGCUAAACCAAAGAAGGGCUCUUCCAUUGCAAUAUUUGGGCUUGGAGCUGUUGGGUUAGCUGCAGUUGAAGGUGCACGAAUUGCUGGGGCAUCCAAGAUUAUUGGGGUUGACUUGAAUCCUGACAGAUAUAAGGAAGCAAAGAAAUUCGGACUAACUGACUUUGUAAAUCCAAAAGACCAUGAAAAACCAAUUGACGAGGUCCUCAAAGAGAUGACAAAUGGUGGUGUUGAUAGGAGCGUAGAAUGCACUGGAAACGUCAAUGCCAUGAUGUCUGCUUUAGAUUCUGUUCAUGAUGGAUGGGGUCUUGCUAUCCUUGUUGGAGUGCCUAGCAGGGAUACAGUUUUCAAAACUAGUCCUUAUAGUUUCCUUGAUGGAAAGACACUUACAGGUACUGCCUUUGGGGACUACAAGCCUAAGACAGGGCUUCCAUCAGUGGUAGAUUUGUUCAUGAGCAAUAAAUUGGAGCUGGAUAAGUUCAUAACUCACAGAGUUCCUCUCUCAGAAAUCAAUAAGGCAUUUGAUUACAUGAUUAAGGGGCAAAGUUUAAGGACAAUCAUUGACAUGGAAAACUAGAAUUGCUUUUCCUGGUAAAAUGGAAUACUAGAAUAUCAUUGUUGAAUAAUGUUUAAUUAGUGAAGAGUGAUUUUAUUGAUGUUAAUGGAGAUACUUAGUGCUUACUGGAGUGAUUAAGUGGACAUUAGGUGAAUAAUUGUGACUCUUUGGCAAUUGUAACGAUCACGCAGCAUUCUUUAAUUUCAUAUGUACGAGAUGUAGAAAAUAACAAGAGAAAUACAAAAUAAUUCAGCCAC